AUGAUUGGUGCGCUCCACGGACAUGCACACAACUGCAAAUGCCAACUGGUCUGGCAUCCAAUGUAUAUUCCAGGCACUGGACAUACUGAGGGCGAAGGGUGUGAGCACAUAUUUUCCUCGUCAAAUGAGCUUGCAUGUGGCACUAGGCAUGCAAACCCAUUCCAUCAGCAUCAGACCAUUGAAGAACACUUUACCUUGUGGGAUGCAGACAAGUAUGCUGUGCUUUCUAAUUUUUUGCUGAAUCAUUAUCGUGAAGCAACGAAACAAGCCAGCAUGCUCACAGCCAAACUAGGCAUCAUUCAAUCUGAGCUCAGCCUUGCUGAUGCUGACUUCCCUUGUUUCCUCAAGGAAGAACAUGAUUACCUCAAUGGUUUGAAGCAACCACCUGAAAAAGAUCGCCUCUCAGUAGCUGAUUGGGACUUAGCGCACAAAGCUGCCAACAAUUCUCUCACCACAAUUACUGCUGGUAACUUAGAGCAGAUGAACACUGCGCUCGCACAAGCUCACAUUCAGGUGGAUUCUUCAUAUGCCAAAUUACAGCAUGCUGAAGCAUUGGUUGUGCAUGUAGAAACUCUCUUAGCUGAGUACAACCAUUUCAAGGAGGAAGUAGCUUUGAGCAAGUAUCACAGCGUGCUAGAUGACCUGGAGCACCUGGUUGUCAUGAGGUUAUUUGAGCUUUUGAAGUUGUCCUUGUCCAGCACAGGUGCUUGUUUAUUGUUGAUCACUAAUUAA
This is a messenger RNA of Suillus bovinus, 732 nucleotides long. RefSeq lists its product as uncharacterized. The transcript is spliced from 4 exons. Bases 1 to 732 code for a protein of 243 amino acids. Lineage: Eukaryota; Fungi; Basidiomycota; Agaricomycetes; Boletales; Suillaceae. The record is from RefSeq and is a predicted model, not a curated record.